Messenger RNA from Owenia fusiformis, 1219 nucleotides. Lineage: Eukaryota; Metazoa; Annelida; Polychaeta; Sabellida; Oweniidae. The record is from the annotation of a GenBank genome assembly.
AUUUUCUUAGUAUAUCUUCAAUUAUGAAAGCUGCUCAGUGUUUAUUUGUUAUACUUGUGAUUUCCACAUGUAUAUAUAUUUAUAACACAUUUAGUUUCACACAAUCAAGGAAUGUACAAAUGGAUGAUGAAUGCCAAACAUACCAGAAGAACAAAAUUUCUCGAAAUUCUGGAUUUGAUCAAAUUAACACUACAGAGAAUUUUCAAUAUAAAGUACCUAAUAUUGUGCACUAUAUAUGGUAUGCCAGAAAACCAAUAGAGUGGAAAUUUACACAGUAUCUCAGUGUUUUGAGCGCAUCAAAGUUCAUAAAGCCAUCAAAGAUAAUGUUUCACACAAAUUGCACUCCAAUUGGACAUUACUGGAAUCGAACAACUGAGAUUCCAAAUCUUGAAAUUAUUCAACGAAGUCCAACAAGUGAAUUAUUUGGUGUGAAAGUGUUGUUUUUUUACAUGACCUCACCAAGUGAUAUUGACAGACUUCUUAUACUGAACACAACUGGAGGUAUAUAUUUAGACAUGGAUGUGAUUACUUUGAAAUCAUUUGACCCACUUCGUGUUUACCCAUUUACAAUGGGGUCUGAAAGCUUGACUACAAAGGUUGGUUUAAAUGGAGGCAUCAUCCUCUCAGAACCUGGCUCAAAAUUCUUGAAAAUAUGGAUAAACAAUUACGUAGAUGACCAGAGAUCACAAUGGGCAUAUAAUAGUGGACGUAUGGCAGACAAACUCGCAACACGCUUUCCAGAAGAUAUUCAUAUUGAAAUGACAUCACUAAAUCGACCAUCAUACCUUGAAGUAGAUCAGAUAUUUGUUAAGAAGUACAAUUGGCAUAAUAAUUACGCAAUUCAUCUUUUAGUGCGAUUAUGGAAAAAGCAUAUACCACUUGAAACAGAAAUUAAUUCAUCUGAUACAACAUUUGGAGAAAUAUCAAGAAUGGUAAUGCAUGGCUCCACUGACAUUCUAUAAGACAAGCUUGAUGCUCCAUGUCAAUAUGAAGGAAACAAUAAUAUAAUGGAGUGUAGAAUGCAAAAGUAACAUAAUUUGUUGGAGAUGAUGCAUUGUACUUUUUGCUGAUGACACAAAUAUAAAACUUCCAGACAACUGAUCAAUUGACUAAAAUUAUUAUUAUCAAAGUCUAACCUUGCAUUUGCAAGGGUAACUAACGCCUGUCAGCUACCAGAUUAAUCUACUGUUUUACUGGAAACUCAUUUAAGUAUUAAUAG